GAAGUGGCGGCUGCUCUGAGUCCGCACCUUUUCCGGUAACACAGUACCACCGCUGCGAGAGGGAGGGAGUGAGCGAGCGAGAGGGGCGAAGAGAAGACCGAGCGUGGGGGAGAAACGGCCCGGGCACCGGGGGGAACGAUAGCCGCAGACAAGGGGGAGAGGAGAAAGUCGGAUGAAUCACUGACCUUUUCGGGGCCAUCCUCUACGGAAAGAGGGGUUUUUUGAAUCCGUGUGUUGCAGCGGUGAAUUUCAUCGACAGGCCCUCAGACGAGUGUGGACGACCGGCGGCGGAGGAAAAGUGCUAAGCCCGGGCUUGGACUGGGCCUGACUCCCGCUAAGGGCUCUGGAGGUGCUUGCAAGUUGGUUUCUGUUAGAUAAGUCUUUGUGGAAAUGUUGAUUUUGAAAGGCACGGGUUAGAUUGAUGCUACAAGGGCUACGGCACACCCACUCAGGUCACAUAUAAUACUAUUUUGAUUGUUAUUAGAGACGCUUUACUUCAUUCCCCCCCAUCCAACAAAGUAUUUAUGCCCAGCAAACAAGAUGGGGAAAAUGCUGUCAAAGAUCUUUGGCAACAAGGAGAUGAGAAUAUUAAUGCUUGGACUUGACGCGGCGGGCAAAACCACCAUCCUGUACAAGCUGAAACUGGGACAGUCGGUCACCACCAUCCCCACGGUGGGCUUUAACGUGGAGACGGUCACCUACAAGAACGUCAAGUUCAAUGUGUGGGACGUGGGCGGCCAGGACAAGAUUCGGCCCCUGUGGAGACACUACUACACCGGCACCCAGGGCCUCAUCUUCGUGGUGGACUGUGCCGACAGGGACCGUAUCGACGAGGCCCGCCAGGAGCUCCACCGCAUCAUCAACGACCGCGAGAUGAGGGACGCCAUCAUCCUAAUCUUCGCCAACAAGCAGGACCUCCCCGACGCCAUGAAGCCCCACGAGAUCCAGGAGAAGCUGGGCCUGACGCGGAUCCGGGACAGGAAUUGGUACGUUCAGCCCUCGUGUGCCACGUCUGGGGAUGGACUCUAUGAAGGCCUCACCUGGCUUACCUCAAACUACAAAUCUUAAUGCCCCACCAGCCUGGAUUGAACGCUCGUCAAUGAAAACACGGGAGAGAGUAUAAUGCAGUUAAUUACACAACCUCCCUGCUCAGUAGCAAUUAUAUCCUUUUAUGUCCCCUUUUCCACUAUAACCCAAUUUUUUUCCCCCUUGCUUUGCAAUCAGUUUAAAUAUAAUUUCAGCUCUUAUUUUUGGCAAUUUACUUGGCGUUUACGACUUUUUGACUUGAUUCAGUGUUCCGGCUGCAUCCAAAGGAUGGGAGGACAACUUCUGGGAUGAAUCGCCUUUUAUCAGCACAUCACUCUCAACGUUUUCUAAGAAUGUCUUUGUCGGACCUCACAAACAAAGAAAAAAAAGUGAUUGUACAUGUUAAUUUUUUUGGGGGGUGGGGGGGGUGCUUACAGGACUAUAGAUGGACGUUGGACAUUGGCUCACUGUGAUAUGGAUUCUUUCUCUCACACGGAUCUUCCAUUGCAUUGUUUGUAGUUUCAGCUGCCUUAAAAAGAAAUUGGGUGUUCUUUGCACUUUGGGAUGGAAUGGCAAGGGUGGGGGUUAGAGGUGGGGGCACUUUGCUGGCUGUGCGUUUUUUUUAGUUUGACAGACUUUUGGACCCUGGCAAGUGUUUUUACAACAUCCUCAACCCUCCACACCACCUCCAUUUUUGUCACAUUGGUGCUUCAAUGACAGUCCCCCCUCCCCCAUAUCAUCUAUCAUCUUCAUCUAAUAGCUCACACACUUCUGUUUCAUCUCUUUUUUUUUCUUUUUUUUUUUGCUAUGCUGAUUGAAGUAAUAAAAAUAAUUAUAUCCAGAUCAGUCAAGAAGUGACGCCUUUUUCAGCGCCGCCGUAAGGUGACAUGUGACGUGCGUGAAGAGGAAGCGAGGGCGUUGGGGCAACGGUAGAGCGCCGACGUGGCUUCCUGCACACUCCUGAGUCACCGCCACACAGUGAAUAAAUGAUGACGUCGUCUCCGCUUUCGCACGCGACUCCACGCCACACGUCACCUCGAGAGCUCAACCUCCGUUACAAUAGUUCAUUUUAGUAUAUGAGGAAGUAGCCACGGGCUACAAACGGCCCCUGUGUUGAUUUAAACGUGACAAAAUUUCUCUUUCUCACGAUAAUAAAUAAAUGAAUCACACAAUAAACCAACUGGAUAA
Messenger RNA from Dunckerocampus dactyliophorus (ringed pipefish), 2214 nucleotides. It is a transcript of the gene arf6a, whose product is annotated as ADP-ribosylation factor 6a. The coding region runs from base 541 to 1068 and encodes 175 amino acids. NCBI's taxonomy places the organism in Eukaryota, Metazoa, Chordata, Actinopteri, Syngnathiformes, Syngnathidae. Gene Ontology annotation, cellular component: cytoplasm. The record is from RefSeq and is a predicted model, not a curated record. Gene Ontology annotation, molecular function: GTPase activity; GTP binding. The transcript has 2 exons. Gene Ontology annotation, biological process: intracellular protein transport; vesicle-mediated transport.